Molecule: messenger RNA, 5536 nt
Organism: Phodopus roborovskii (desert hamster)
Lineage: Eukaryota; Metazoa; Chordata; Mammalia; Rodentia; Cricetidae
Gene: Etv6
Product: ETS variant transcription factor 6
Exons: 8
Coding region: 271-1629 (452 amino acids)
Biological process (GO): regulation of transcription by RNA polymerase II; cell differentiation
Cellular component (GO): nucleus
Molecular function (GO): DNA-binding transcription factor activity, RNA polymerase II-specific; sequence-specific DNA binding
Source: RefSeq, a predicted model, not a curated record
CGCGAGGCCGGCCGGCUGCGCCCGGGUCGCCGCGCUGCGACCCGCACACCCCACGCCGUGCUCGCCGGCUCCCACGCCCCCGCGCCGCGCGCCCGAUCCGUGCGCUCCGAAGACCCCCCCCCCCUUCCCCCGGGCGGCCGCCGCCGGCGAUGCUGCAAGAAACUUCUUAAAUGACCGCGUCCCGCUGCCCCGCCGAGCGUUUCUGGGUUGGGGAGAGGAAAGGAAAGUGGAAAAAAACUGAGAACUUCCUGAUCCCUCUCGCUGUGAGACAUGUCUGAGACUCCUGCUCAGUGUAGCAUUAAGCAGGAACGAAUUUCAUAUACACCUCCGGAGAGCCCAGUGGCGAGCUACGGUCCCUCGACUCCACUUCAUGUUCCAGUGCCUCGCACGCUCAGGAUGGAGGAAGACUCGAUCCACCUGCCAGCGCACCUGCGCUUGCAGCCAAUUUACUGGAGCAGAGAUGACGUAGCCCAGUGGCUCAAGUGGGCAGAGAACGAGUUUUCCUUAAGGCCCAUUGAGAGCAACACAUUUGAGAUGAACGGCAAGGCACUCCUACUACUGACCAAAGAGGAUUUCCGUUACCGAUCUCCUCAUUCAGGCGAUGUGCUCUAUGAACUCCUUCAGCAUAUUCUGAAGCAGAGGAAACCUCGAAUUCUCUUCUCGCCUUUCUUCCACCCUGGGAACUCUAUCCACACGAAGCCGGAGGUCCUACUGCAUCAGAACCAUGAAGAAGAUAACUGUGUCCAGAGGACGCCCAGGCCACCUGCAGAGAGUGUGCACCACAACCCUCCCACCAUUGAACUUUUACAUCGCCCUAGGUCACCCAUCACCACAAACCAUAGGCCUUCUCCUGACCCCGAGCAGCGGCCCCUGCGGUCCCCUCUGGACAACAUGCUCCGCCGCCUCUCUCCAGCUGAGAGGGCCCAGGGGCCAAGGCUCCAGCAGGAAAACAACCACCAGGAGUCCUACCCCCUGUCAGUGUCUCCUAUGGAGAAUGAUCACUGCCCACCAUCCUCGGAGUCCAACCCAAAGCCCUCCAGCCCCUGGCAGGAGAGCACUCGAGUAAUCCAGCUGAUGCCCAGCCCCAUCAUGCACCCUUUGAUCCUGAACCCCCGUCACUCGGUAGAUUUCAAACAGUCCCGGCUCUCCGAAGAUGGGAUGCAUAGGGAAGGGAAACCCAUCAACCUGUCUCACCGGGAGGACCUGGCUUACAUGAACCACAUCAUGGUCUCCGUGUCCCCACCCGAAGAGCACGCCAUGCCCAUUGGGAGAAUAGCAGACUGUAGGCUGCUUUGGGAUUACGUCUAUCAGUUGCUCUCUGACAGCCGGUACGAAAACUUCAUCCGAUGGGAAGACAAGGAAUCCAAAAUAUUCCGGAUAGUGGAUCCCAACGGACUGGCUCGCUUGUGGGGAAACCAUAAGAACAGAACAAACAUGACCUAUGAGAAAAUGUCCAGAGCGCUGCGCCAUUACUACAAACUAAACAUUAUCAGGAAGGAGCCCGGACAAAGGCUUUUGUUCAGGUUCAUGAAAACCCCAGAUGAAAUCAUGAGUGGCCGGACAGACCGUCUAGAGCACCUCGAGUCUCAGGAGCUGGAUGAACAAGUGUACCAAGAGGACGAAUGUUAGAGGACCCACCACAGCCUCACCGGCUGGCCAAGAGGAAACCUGCCCACAGGGGCCGCUGGAGAUGCAAUGGAGCAGGCGAGCUGGGGAUGGCUAAGAAGGAAGAGGCCCAGGAAUGGCAGGAACACUUCUCUCAAAGACCGAGAGGGACCCAGAGCACCUUAGACAAACCACCCAGCAAUGGCGGGGCUGGAAUUCUGGCGGAGGGCACAGGCCUGAGACUCGCAUGUCACAUUUCUUCUCCUUUGGACCUCUUGUCUGUAAUGCCUCACCCUGCACCUGUUGUUAGUCUCAUGGUGUUUCUGGUUUGGUUUUUUGUUUUUUGUUUUUUUUUUUUUGGUUUUUUUUUUUUUGGUUUUUUUUUUUUUUUUGGUUUGGUUUGUUUUUUGUUCUUAAGAACAUGCAGUUUGACUAUUCAUCGUUCAUACAGGGGAAGAUAUCACAUGUUGUUUUCCCAUGGAAAUAUAUCUAUUAUAUUUUUUUGGUUUUUUGGGGGGGUUGUUUGUUUUUUUGUUUUUGUUUUUUUUUUUUUUUUGUUUUUUUUUUUUUUUUUUUUUUUUUUUUUUUUUUUUGCAAAUCUCCUGAAGUAUGGCCAGCUCAGCUGGUCAGGAAAGAGACUUGCAGAAGGGAUCAGGCCCCUCUUUUUCCUGCCACACGGACCAGGUUUGUCCUGUUCUUGGAUGAGACGAAAAAGAUACUUUCAAAACAUUAAAGAGUUCUGUCCGUCUCCCUCCUGCCCUCCUUCUCUCCCUCAUCCUAUCCCUCCUUCCGCCUUCUCUGCCGCUGUCCCGUGUCACAUGCCCUUUAACAGACCUGGCCUCACUAGCACCUAAACUAAACAUUGGCCCAGCUCUUCUGCGGCCAUCAGCACACAGCCAGACGCCUUGGGCAUCCAUCUGAGGGAUACCAAACACCUCACAAAUGCUGCUGUAUUCAAGAAACAUCAGUGGGAGGUCCGGUUAUAAGACAGGGCCGGCCAGAGGCUGGGCAAAUGAAGUGGAAGGGCCCCGGCAGCUUGGGAUUAUCCUGGAAAUGCUGCAAAGUGGGAAAAUACGAGACGCUCAUACAGGCCUAGUGCUCCAGGGACUAGGCAGAGCUACCCUGCAGUGGGGAGCAGGUUGCCGAGGCUUGUGAAAAAGCAAAGCUGUCCAUUUCAUUCCCGAGACAUCUUACCCUUGUGGGGUCGCUGGCAUCCCCACUCCAAGGCCCAACCUUCUGCAGUUUUUCCUUGCUGGUCCUCACUGGACACAGAACGCAUAUAAGGGAGGAUCCUGGAGUGCAGACUCGGGCACAGCCAGUCUUUGCACAAGCAGCACAGGCAGGAAAUUCCUCAGAUGCAUUCAUUUCUCCCCAUGUCAUUGCUGUAUUCCAAGAGGACAUAUUUGUGACAUUUUCCACCUCGGCAUAAGGUCCGUAGUAUCUUCCAAGAUGAGGGUAAUGCUAUGCCUUAGGACUUUUGAUAGCAGAGAUAUUUAGACAGCUGUUUUAGUGGGGGUGGGGUGGGUUUUGUUUUGUUGGUUUUUUUAAGACCUGGUUUCGGUGUGUAGUCCUGACUGUCCUUGAAGUUGCUUUAUAGACCAGGCUGGCUUUGAACUCAGAGACCUGUCUGCCUCUGCCUCCCAAAUUCUGGGAUUAAAGGUGUUCACCAUCAUGCUCUCCGUCCUCCUUUUUAGCCAUCUAAAGAGACUCUUUGAACUAUAGUGCUUUUAAUCCCUGCCUUUUAAAUCACCCCUUGUAUUUCCUUUGUCUCUUCCACACCAUCAAGUGAGCCCUCCUGGGUAUGUGUGUGCUCAACCAGAAGCAGUACACAGAGCAGAGCUGCCCUCCAGCUGUUCCUACAUAGGGUACAUGGAGGCUCGGAGUAGGCAGACAUUUCUCUCUGGGCCUUACUCACCAGACAUCUGCUCACAGAUGUGGUGACGGACUGUGGCUCACAGACACUGGAAUUGAGUAGACUGGGCUACUGUAGUCUCGCUGUGACUCCCGAGUGCCUCCCCCAUCAGCCUUCAAAGAGGUCAGUGACCUGGGUGAGAGGUUUGGGCUUAGUAUUUGUGGGUAGUGAUGAGAGAGGCACAUGCUGUGUUUCUUGAAGCAGGGUAUACUUUUUUCCCUUGGCCUCUAACAUGGCUGGUACCUAUCUCAAGUGGGGAGAUUAAGCCAAAUUCUUACGUUGUAUAAGCCGCUGGGUUGAGCUAGAGAGAAAGGGUGGAAGGUUUUGUUUUUCUUUUGACGGAGGUCCUGUGUAUGACUGAAAUGAGAGAGAAGAAACUUCAUUCUGGCCACUUUGCCCACGUGUGGAACCCAGUCUCUAUCUGUCCAAAGAGUCUUCCAGAUGAACUGUGGAAGGAAAUUCCUUUGUUCCCUGAGGAGCCCUGGAUUAAAAGCAUAUGGCAGGGUGUAAGGCUUGGCAUGACAGCUUCAGCCACUUACAUUGAAAUGCUCACGGCAGUCCCGUCUGUAUUUCCUGCCCGGUAUUUACACUAAUGAUCUUACUUCGGUUGUCUUAACUGCGAAAGUCUUCAUUCCUGGCUCGUGUUGUCACCAGGGUUCAGUGCUCUCAGGGUGAACGUCCAGCCUCUCGCACCUUGGCUAGAACACCGCUACAGGGGCUCUUUGGUUUUUGGCUUUUUAUUUGUUUGUUUGUUUGUGUUUUGGUUUGGUUUGGUUUUUUUCCCCAUCCACUGUGCUCUUCUAGCUCAACAGUAAGUCCGAGAGGGUGAUGGAAACCAAACGAAAAUUUCAUGUGUCAGAUGAGCAGGUGGCCUUUCUUUCUCGGUGGCUCUCAUGGGUUAGGUGAGGAAAGGAAUUUGCAGAACAUCGCUGUGUGAAAGGUGGGCAUUGUCACGUGUGUCCUGGGAUUCUCUGUCCUGUGUCCUUGGCCAGGCUGUCUUCAGGUCUCCAUCAGAAGAAAAGCAGUGGUAGCUGGUGAGAUGUUGGCAGUAACUCCUCAGGUCUUCUUGGUGACUAUUGAAGGUAGGGUCACUCAUUUCCUUAACCCUCCCCCUUUUUUUGAGAAGGGUCCUCAUAAGAAAAACCAAAACAGUCUGCAGGCUGGUGAGGGUUUCCCCUUUCCCUAGUGCUUUCAGAACCCUCUGAUUCAGCAUCUUUUCACACUAUUACCUUGUCCAGUAAGAAUGCCACUUCAGCUGACAUCUAGCUGGCUAGGAGAGGAUUGAGUGGCCACUAUGCCUCCUCACACUGUCCAGGAUCCAACCAUAAACACAUUUUGGCACAUCCACUGUUGUUGGCAGAAGCGAACCUGAGAGAGGUCAUAUCACUUACCCUGGGAGCAGACAGCGUGACUUGGACAGAAUUAGGAUCGGGCUCCAACCUAAGUGCUUAGAAUACAGUUAGUAAGUAUACAGGUUUAAACCCCACUGGACCCAUCCCCAGCAAAGAAACUAAAGAUGCAAAGGGUGGCUUUCACUGCCCAGUCAUUCGGUGCUAGCCGGAGCUCAGCCUGCUCCUCUUCUGAACAGAAACCUAAAUUGAGUGACGCAAGAAGGCCAGAGGGGCAGGAACUCAGAGGAACAGCCAGGAACCCUGCCCAUCACCAAGGCACAGGGAACUAACCCAGUACUAUUGGCCCCAUCCGCCUCAACACUAAACAACUGCAAACUCCCUGCCUCUCCCCCUCGCCUCGCAAGUGAACAUUCUUCCUGAAGAUAUCUCUUUGCAACCUCACCCACCUGCAAGCCAGAUGAAUCUAGAAUGAAUUUUUGUUGUUGUUUAGUUUCUAAUCUCUUGUUUAUGAGGUGUGGGGUUUAUAAGGGACUGAAUCAAAUGAAUGUAACAAAAAAAAAAAAAGAAAAAAAAAUACAAAACAAAAAAAUGCCUUUUCUCAGGGCCAGUGAGUUGCAAAUAAUUUUUAAAGAAAAGCCUAUAAUUACAUCAUCUCAAUAAAUUUUUU